Messenger RNA from Colossoma macropomum (tambaqui), 3162 nucleotides. It is a transcript of the gene slc37a3, whose product is annotated as solute carrier family 37 member 3. Lineage: Eukaryota; Metazoa; Chordata; Actinopteri; Characiformes; Serrasalmidae. The transcript is spliced from 15 exons. Gene Ontology annotation, molecular function: transmembrane transporter activity. The record is from RefSeq and is a predicted model, not a curated record. Gene Ontology annotation, biological process: transmembrane transport. The coding region runs from base 181 to 1689 and encodes 502 amino acids. Gene Ontology annotation, cellular component: endoplasmic reticulum membrane.
CUCGACGUCACUUCCUGACACUUUUCUUUUAGUCAUCAACAUCUGAAAGGCAGCCCGAAGAGCGCUUAUGGAAAAAUAAAGCCCCGGAUGAUGUAUUAGUGUGCUGUUCCCUCUCCCUUCUCCUGAAGACCUUCAUCCCCUCCUCUUUCACCACCUCCACAUCCUUCUGAGACCCCAGUGAUGUGGCCCCACGGCUGCGCCUUCCUGUCGCAGUACACCCACCAUCACCUGGUCGCGUUCCUCCUCACCUUCUUUAGCUAUGUCUUGCUGCACGCCUCCCGUAAGACAUUCAGUAAUGUAAAAGUUAGCAUCUCCGCACAGUGGACUCCUUCAGUGCAGAACGCCAGCUCACCUGCCUUUUCCCCUGGGGAGACAUGGGAAGAGAAUAAGCUGUUUGCAGACAAUGGGGAGGCCACACUGUUCUUGGGUGCGUUGGACACCAUCUUUCUCUUCUCCUAUGCCGUGGGCUUGUACAUCAGUGGGGUGAUAGGUGAUCGUCUGAACCUUCGUUAUGUUCUCUCUGCUGGACUGUGUGGUUCAGCUAUUGUGGAGUUCCUGUUUGGCACUCUGACGGAGUGGCUGCACUUUUAUAAUGUGUAUUUCUACUGCUGUCUGUGGGUGCUAAAUGGCCUGCUUCAGUCUGCAGUAUGGCCCUGUGUGGUGGCUGUCAUGGGCAACUGGUUUGGUAAAUCUGGCCGAGGUUUUGUGUUCGGCCUGUGGAGUGCCUGCGCAUCAGUGGGGAAUAUUCUGGGAGCGUUCCUGGCCUCCAGUGUCCUCAAGUAUGGCUAUGAGUAUGCUUUCCUGGUGACGUCAGUGGUGCAGUUUGCAGGUGGAGUGGUUGUGUUUUUUGGCCUGCUCACGUCUCCAAAGGAAGUGGGUCUGUGUGAUGGCUUUGCAACAGGCCUGAUACCAGUGGAAAGGGACCCAGACAGCCAUCAGCCACUCAUGAGUGAUGAUGAAGAGCCUGAUGAAGACGUGGUUUGUGAUGGAGGCUAUUAUUCUAUACAACAGCGGGAUGAGGAACCUGUGUCUCAAACCAAAGCCAUCGGCUUCUUCCAGGCCUUCUGCCUGCCGGGAGUCCUUCCAUACUCUCUUGCCUAUGCUUGUCUAAAGCUGGUGAACUAUUCCUUCUUCUUUUGGCUGCCAUUCUAUCUGAGCAACAACUUUAGCUGGAAGGAGGCUCAGGCAGACCGGCUGUCUGUAUGGUACGACGUGGGCGGGAUCAUUGGUGGAACAGUGCAGGGCCUGAUCUCUGAUUUCCUCGGUAAAAGGGCCCCUGUGCUGUCUGUCAGUUUGCUGCUAGCUAUGGGAGCUUUAGUAGGAUACAGCCACUCUCCAAAUGAUCAAGCGGUAAAUGGAGUGCUUUUAGCAGUUACAGGUUUCCUCAUUGGCGGCCCAUCAAACAUGAUAAGCUCUGCAAUCUCAGCAGACCUAGGCAGACAAGAAGCUCUGCAGGGGAGUCAAGAAGCCUUGGCCACCGUCACAGGCAUAGUGGAUGGAACUGGCAGCAUUGGGGCUGCUGGGGGACAGUACUUGGUGUCACUCAUUGAGAGCAAACUAGGAUGGAUGUGGGUCUUCUACUUCUUCAUACUCAUGACAGGGUUCAGCAUUGUAUUCAUCAUUCCUCUUAUUAUUAGUGAAGUACGCUCCAUGUGCAGAGACAGACAAGCAAGGACGCACCAGCUUUGAGACCUUCCUUAUUUUUUGGACUCUUAUUAUAUUGGGGUUAGUAUGGAGAAUGUGGACAGGGUCUCUGUCCAGACACUCAGUUUGUAGCCAGUUCCCUGGCUGCUUUUUUAAAAUUUUCAGUAAUGGGAUUGAUUUAAAUGGUUAGUGCAUGAUCCCAGGGAUUCAUAUGUUAUGCCAAUGACACUGAUUGGUCAUUGAUAAAUUGGUCAUUUGUAAAGGUAAUCAUAGUAGUCAUCAUCAUUGACAAUCAGCUCAACCAGUCUGUUGGCAAUAGAGCUGAGCAUUUAUUUUCACAUGUGUAAAAUGAAAACAAGCUUAAUAUAGUUUAGACUGAAGCAUGCGUGAUUUGGUGAAGCAACACAGGUAUUGCUGGCUGUAUAACUAGAUAGAGAAAGGAUAGUGAGACAGUUUAAGUGAGAGUUAAUGAACACAUUUUGGAUGAUAGCCAUGGAACUGGUGCCCUCUUUAUUCACUAUAUUGGCAAAGUUUAUUGGCACAGUUAACAGCACUUCGGUCUGAUUACCUGUGUAACACAUCUUUUUUGUCCUUCAGCCAUUUGGCUACAUGAUUUGGACUGUAUGAAUCCUACUUAUUAUGCCAUCAAAUGGAAGGUUUCUGUUCUUUCAUUAAAUGGGUUCUAGCACUAAACUUAAGCAUUAUGGCAGGUUUGCAGUCCCCACAGCCAGAGAUGAUGUAAACAUGGCUGACGUGCAGAAGGGGGAUACAUUGAUUUGGCUGUGAAAUCUCUCAUCUUGAGACACUCUUUUAGAACAAGGCACAAUCUCACAAAUUGAAAGCCUUUAGAAAAUAUGAAUCUUUCAGUGCCUUUAUUUUCAGCCCACAUUUUAAUUCAGAUGGUCUUAGUUCUCCAAAAAAAGGAGUGACGCAGCAGUUCCUUAUGAAUUUUAAUCAGCCAAUCUAAGCAGCUCUGUUGUCUUUUUCAAGCUGCAUAAAGAACUAAAAAAUAAUAGAAAAUGGGUUACUUGUUAAUGUUGAACUAUGCUUUUAAAUUUUGAUAUUUAUGAAUCUUUUUUAUUGAUAUUUUGAUUUUACUGGUUGCUAUGAAGGGGCAGGACCCUCAUAGUUGCGGUCUAUAUGUAUAGAUGGAGAGGAACCAAAUCACUCGAUCAUUCCGUGCCUGUAGUCUUUUGGGUCUUUUGAUGAAUAGGAACUAAGAACUGGAAUUUUUAGUGGUGCUUUUGGGGACUGUACGAAAAUGGAUUUAAUGUUUUUAUAUUGUGUUUUUUUCUUUAACCCUCCUGUUAUCUUUGGGGGUAAAUUUGACUCCAUUCAAUGCUUAACAUCUCUAAUUAAAGCGACUGACUUCAUUUUUUGCUUCAUAUUUAAUGACUUUUCCCAUUUCAGGGGGGACAACUUGGUAAACAUAAAGUUAACAUGAUGAUAUGUUUUCUGUGUCCUGUACACAUUUUGUCAGUGUCCUAUGGGGUCAGUUUGACCUUAAGCUGUUUAAAA